AUGGAAUAAACCUACAUUUUAUACAUCCUAUUCAGACUUUAUACUCGCGGUCCUUGGCGUAAACAUACAACAUGUACUGUGCUUUGCUGUGAGCCAGCAAGAUUUAGUUGCUUUAUUUUACCAGUAAUAUAUAUACUUUUAAAAGCAUACAUAUAGCAAACGAUGUCGCUUUACGAUGACAUAGACACAGAUAAAGCUUCUGGAGCUUCAGGUUGGGCUUCAGGUAUCAAAUUGAUGCACAAUCAACUGGCUUUUAAAAAAGCAACAAUAACAGCACCCAAGCGUGACCAAACGCGGCGUGUAACAGGAACAAAGCUGCCUCCAGUCAUAGACCUGAAAUCCCGUCGAGAGGAAGAUGAAAAUGCCCAACAAUCUCUAUUUUACGUGCCAGGCCAGAAGCAGGAGUUUGCGAGACAAGGAUCAGGAAAUUCACCAUACAUGGGCUCCAAUGACCCUGAAUGGAAGUUUAUUAAUGAAUAUGAUCCAAUCUGGCCAAAUGAUUAUGAGAAAGUUGUCAAAGACAUGAGAGAGAGGAGGGACCGAGAAGAAGAAGAAAAAAGAAAGAAAGAAAGAGAAGAAAGAGAAAGGAAGAGAAGAGACAGGAGUGGUGCUGAGGAAACUGGCUUUGCAAGGUUGAGAGAACCAGAGGAGGAAGAGGAGGACGAUGAACGGCCAAGGAGAGUAGGUGGUGGAGGUGCAGCCAUUGCCCCUCCUCCAUCCUUAGGGGUGGAUGAUGCUCCAAACUCGCCUCCAAUGCCCAGCAAAGUCGGCAAUUUUGCUGGCAUUGGCAGUUCUAUUGCAGCGAAGAUUAUGGCCAAGUAUGGUUUUAAGGAGGGUCAAGGAUUAGGGAAGAGUGAGCAGGGAAUUGUGCGAGCACUUGAGGUUGAGAAAACAAGUAAGCGAGGCGGCCGUAUUGUGCUAGAGCGAGAGGAUUCACCUGGUCCCCCUACUAUGCCUCCCCCUGUGGCCCCACCUCCCCGGCCUGCCCAGUCAGAAAAACCAGAAACCAACAUUGCACACAUAUUGCGAAACCCAUCGAAAGUGGCGCUUCUACGGAAUAUGGUAGGCCCUGGGGAGGUCGAUGAUGAGCUGGAGCCAGAAGUACGGGAGGAAUGCAACGGAAAGUAUGGGACGGUCGUGCAGGUGGUCAUCUUUGAGAUCCCUCGGGCAGUCCCUGAGGAGGCAGUUCGCAUAUUUGUUGAAUUCCAGAGAGUUGAGUCCGCGAUCAAAGCUGUUAUUGACCUCAACGGAAGAUUCUUUGGUGGCAGACAAGUAAUGGCUGGCUUCUAUGAUCACGAGGACUUCAAGGCAUACAAACUCAAUGAGAGGACUGAGUGAAGUGUGUGUGGAACAGACUUGACUGUUCUUUCAUAAAGGAUUUUCAUCAUUAGUCCGUAUCUUGAUUCACAUUACUCACUCACUCUCUCUCUCUCUCUCUCUCUCUCUCUCUCUCUCUCUCUCUCUCUCUCUCUCUCUCUCUCUCUCUCUCUCUCUCUC
Penaeus chinensis is the source of this 1497-nucleotide messenger RNA. It is a transcript of the gene Spf45, whose product is annotated as splicing factor 45-like. Gene Ontology annotation, molecular function: RNA binding. Lineage: Eukaryota; Metazoa; Arthropoda; Malacostraca; Decapoda; Penaeidae. Gene Ontology annotation, biological process: mRNA cis splicing, via spliceosome; alternative mRNA splicing, via spliceosome. Gene Ontology annotation, cellular component: precatalytic spliceosome. The transcript is spliced from 10 exons. Bases 163 to 1338 code for a protein of 391 amino acids. The record is from RefSeq and is a predicted model, not a curated record.